AUGGCCGUGGAUCUUGUGGAUGGUGCUGGCUGGAUUAGUGACGAGUCCGACUUCUACGGGCACGAAGCGCUGCGCAAGAAGUUGCGAAAGAAGGCUGAGCGAAAGCUUGCAACUUCAGUUAUCCCAUCCCUGACGCCUGUACGCAAGGUGGAAACGCCUCCUAAGGUGCAAAAACCGGCUGUCAGCGAACCACCAGCUGCAGAGAAGAUCAAGCACGACAGCCACCAUGACGAAAUACCCUUUCAAGCUCAGGACCUUCGCCCAGCAGAAACUUCACGGGAUGUUGCAAUGGAGGGCGAUGACAUGCAAGUCGAGGCGGAAGUCUCCAGCGACCGCUUCUACGGCGAACCAUCCGCAUGGCAGCAGCGCGAGACGAUCACCGAGUUCAUGAGACGCGCUCCGGUCACUGAUCCUGAGACGGCUAUGUUGGGCCCAUGGCUCUGGGUUAGAAACCCGAUCAUGAAGCCCAAAUGGCAGAAGCAGGCUGAUGUGGAUGCCUUUGUUGAGACCGGCAUUCCUCUACUUCAAGGUCUUCUGAAACAGAGAACGAAAAUGGAGACCACAUACUCAUCCGUGGGACCAGCUACCAUCACCCGAAAGAUGGGACCGUAUCGAGACCAACUCGAAAACAAUCUCCUUGCCUUGGCCGUGAAGACAGGCACAACGUGCGGGAAGUGGAUGUUGUUCCCUUCGAACGAAGAAUACCCUCGUUUCUGGCGGGUCAUAGCGGAAGCAACUGCAGAGAGCAGACUCGGGCCGACGUCCAAGGCUGCGACACAUACUCCAGUCGAUCCAUUAAACCUCAUCUGUGUCUACACGUACGACUUCACCGACGCCGACGACGUUAAGAGAGUGCUCGAGGAACUCAUCGAGCUUGGUGUGUGCUUCCGUGACGGCAAACCCAUCUACUACAAGUGUGAUGCGUAUACGUACCUUGACAUCAAGUCGAACAACGAAUACAAGCUGAGGGCCAGCAUGUACAACAGCAAAGACUUGCUCCAGAACACCGCAAAGCCAAAGAAGGAGGGUCCGAUCGAUCGUUCGCAAAAGCAGAUUACGACAGCGGACAUUCCCUGGAUGUUCUGA
This is a messenger RNA of Saxophila tyrrhenica, 1086 nucleotides long. RefSeq lists its product as uncharacterized. The record is from RefSeq and is a predicted model, not a curated record. Bases 1 to 1086 code for a protein of 361 amino acids. Lineage: Eukaryota; Fungi; Ascomycota; Dothideomycetes; Mycosphaerellales; Extremaceae. The transcript has 3 exons.